GCUGGACAAUUACCGGAAACAAUCUCCUUAUUGUUGUUGCUAGCUUUACAUGGCUGCUAAUUUCAUGCUCAUUAGAAAGCGCUGUCUCACUAUAAGCCGAGUAUAUUUUUCUUUAACUUGGAUGAAUUGCAUAUGCUUGCCGUUCAAUUUACAUUUAAUAGGUGUUUGCAAUUAUAAGCUGUCGUACACGCUAUAGAAAGUAGCUGUUAAAUACAGUUCGUUGCCGCUAGGUAGGUAGCUGUCCGCUUCUGUUAGUAAGCUUGUUGCUGGAAAUAUGUUGCACCGCUAGCUAUAGUUGUUUUGUAGCUAACCUGUUCCUAGUUUUAAGACCAGAAAUCUGCGCUUUUGCAACAUUAUUCAACCAGCGAUGGAAAGGCAAACUUAUCCAAUCAAGGAAAGCGCAGGUGUGUGCACAGCAUGCGUUUCGUUUUAUUCUGAGAAGCUUUGUAAGCCCUGCCUCUUCAGCUCAUGACAUGAAGACAGAACCGGUGAUUGACAGCCUGGAUUCCACAGGAGAGGAGCUGAGACCUGACCUGAGCAGAAGAGAGGACAUGGAGGGCAGGACAGAGGGGAACACUGGGCUGAGUCAGGCGGAGAAAGAGAUACUCGCCAAUAUAAAAGAGGAAGAGGAGGAGGUGGAGGAAGGGCAAUCUGUUGCAGUAGUGUCUGAGGUGUUUGCCUGCUCCCAGUGCCCAUUCAUUCAUAUGGAAGAACCAAAUCUUCACCAGCACAUUGAGAAGGUUCACCCAGAGGAGCACAGCAGGAUUCUGAGGUCUGGAGGAAAUGGAGCAGAGGACCCACUGCCUCCCAGCAGCACACAUCAGCAUCCCACACCCCCUAAAACACUCCCCACCCCGACACAGUCCCACACAGGCGCUCCAGGGGCCCACACCUGCUCCCAGUGUGGGAAGAAUUUUGGAUGGCAAUCUGAACUUAUAAGACAUGUACGAACCCACACAGGAGAACGUCCGUACAACUGCUCGCAGUGUGGGAAGAGUUUCAGGCUGGCAUCUCACCUUGCGGUACAUCAGUUAAUUCACACGGGCGAGCGGCCAUACCAGUGCUCCCAGUGUGGCAAGAGCUUCAGAUCAGCAUCAGACCUGACGAGACACCAGCGGACCCACACAGGGGAGCGUCCGUUCCACUGUGCCUUGUGUGGGAAGAGCUUCAUUCAGUCCAGCACUCUGAAAAUACAUCAGCGGAUUCACACAGGAGAAUGCCCAUUCCACUGCUCCCAGUGCGGGAAGAGCUUCAGAUCCGCAUCGAUCCUGACAAUCCACCAACGAACUCACACUGGCGAGCGCCCGUUCCAGUGCGGCCAGUGUGGACGAAGCUUCAGUCAGUCAAGCACUCUGAUUUUGCACCGGCGCACUCACACUGGGGAGCGGCCGUACCACUGUAUGGAGUGCGGAAAGCGCUUCAGUCACUCCAAUUCUCUCACACUGCACCAGCGAAUUCACACAGGAGAACGGCCAUUCCAGUGCUCUCCGUGCGGAAAGAGUUUCAGUCAUUCGAAAUCUCUGACUCUGCACCAACGAACUCAUACCGGGGAGCGUCCCUUUCAUUGUUCCCUCUGUGGGAAGAGCUUUAGGUUUGCAUCAAACCUCACAAAACACCAGAGAACCCACUCAGGGUAGUUUCAGUAAAAUCCAGUGCUACUGACCAAACCUCAUUACUGCGACUGCUUCAUUGCUAUUGACCAAACCUCAUUACUGCGACUGCUUCACUGCUACUGACCAAACCUCAUUACUGCGACUGCUUCACUGCUACUGACCAAACCAUGUGUGGAAUUAGUCACACAAGGUGUGUUCACCGUGUGGCAGCCAUGUGUUGCAUUUGCGUUUUGUGUAACCUUAACCUUAAUUCAAAUAAACAGGCAAUUUUAAAGUGAGCUGUUAAUUGAAUUGUAUUAUGAACAGGAAGCAACUCUUACUACUACAGUAUAAGCCCACAAGCAAUUUUUCAUGUUAAUUAUUUCAGUAAUUUACGCAAUUUCAUGUUAACAUCAUUUUGAAGACAUUUCUAUGCUAUAGUCAUUGAUGUAUAAUGAAGGGAGGAGAUUUUUCUGUAGCAUAACUAAAGUUAUGGUACCAACAAGUACCGCUCUAAAUUCCUAAGCCUUGCAGCAGGGCCCCUCUGUCUCCAGGCCACAAACCUCCCAAGGACAAGUUUGAAAUGUAGCCUAUAAUCCUGUGGCCUAUAAGUGUGUGUGUGUGUGUGUGUAUGUGUGUGCGUGUUCUUCUCUCUGUCUUUUUAUGCUUUUCUAGAAACCCAAACGGGAGUUUGGCCUUUCGCCUCAUUCUCCCUCUGCCAUCCUGAUAAAGGAGGAACCGGCUAUGACGCCAUGCUGCCCAGGACUCUGAAAGCAACUGAUAGAUCAAAGACUAAACAAUUAUUUCUGAUUUAAAAGCCUGUUUAGACUAAGCGGCCACCAGGUCACCAGGUGCCUAUGUAGUAUCUCAUGUUAGACAAGACAUAGCCAAUAGUUUACUUUGUUAUAUGAAAGGACACAGCCAUUAAUUUCCUUUGUUAAAUCUUACUUUAUGCUUUACUGUUAAGAUACUUUGUGCUUAUAAAUGCAGGGACCGCCCCUGCUUUCUUCAGUUCGGCCUUAUCCACCUUGUUGUGUGUGGGUGCCGGACUCUUUCUGCAAAAAAUAAAUCCUAUUUCUUAUAUUAUA
Molecule: messenger RNA, 2680 nt
Organism: Anguilla anguilla (European eel)
Lineage: Eukaryota; Metazoa; Chordata; Actinopteri; Anguilliformes; Anguillidae
Product: zinc finger protein 239-like
Exons: 3
Coding region: 474-1637 (387 amino acids)
Biological process (GO): regulation of cytokine production; regulation of immune system process; negative regulation of transcription by RNA polymerase II
Cellular component (GO): PcG protein complex; transcription regulator complex
Molecular function (GO): RNA polymerase II cis-regulatory region sequence-specific DNA binding; DNA-binding transcription factor activity, RNA polymerase II-specific
Source: RefSeq, a predicted model, not a curated record